Molecule: messenger RNA, 2157 nt
Organism: Papaver somniferum (opium poppy)
Lineage: Eukaryota; Viridiplantae; Streptophyta; Magnoliopsida; Ranunculales; Papaveraceae
Product: pentatricopeptide repeat-containing protein At2g01510, mitochondrial-like
Exons: 1
Coding region: 1-2157 (718 amino acids)
Biological process (GO): RNA modification
Molecular function (GO): RNA binding; zinc ion binding; protein binding
Source: RefSeq, a predicted model, not a curated record
AUGAUUCAAAUUCUAACAUUAAAAAACCGGCAUCUUUCCCACAAAAAGAUCAUUCAUCUGGCAAAUCUAACCAACUCUUACAAUCGGUCCAACAAUCUUAAAACUUCUAGAUUGAAAACUUUUGAAGAUCCAUCAAAUUAUGCUUCAAUAAUACAACAACUCAGAGAUCUGAAGCCCUUGCAACAGCUUCAUUCUCGUAUAAUCGUGUCAGGAUUAGCUAAUAACAUAUUCCUUUCCAAUAGGUUGAUGAAUGCUUAUGCUUCUUGUGGUGGUUUGAGAGUUGCAGAGUGUAUAUUCCGUCGCAUUGCUUCAAAAAAUGUGGUUUCUUGGACAAUUAUGAUAUCUGGGUUGGGUAGAAAUGGGUUGUAUAAUGAAGGUGUUGAGGUUUUUCGUGAGAUGAUCAUGAAUGGGUUCUUGCCUAAUGAGGUUACGGCGACGAGCAUUUUACCUUUUUUUGCUAAACUGGGGUUGGUUCAGUUUGGGAGAUUGAUACAUUCUUUGUUGAUACGAUUGGGUUUGGAAAUCAAUGUGUUUGUAGGAACGUCUCUAGUUGAUAUGUACAUGAAAUGUGGCUUGGUUUCUGUUGCUCGGCAAGUGUUUGAUGCAAUGCCGGAGAAAAAUGUUUUUUCUUGGAAUGCUAUGAUUUCAGGAUAUUCAGAUAAUGGACUGGGUGAGGAAGGAAUUGUUCAAUUUAAGAGAAUGCACAGAAAUGGGUUUUUUGCUGAUUUGGUCACCAUGAUGAGCUUGACAGCUUCGUGUUCGAGGAUAGAGUGGCCGCAACUAGGAAGUAUGAUUCGUAGUUUUAUUAUUAGAAGUGGGUUUGAUAACUAUUUGCUUGUUAAGACUGCUUUGUUAGAGAUGUAUGUGAAACUCAAAUGCACUGAAGAUGCUUACAGAGUUUUCAGUGAAGAGAUGCCGGUUAAAGAUGUUGUCACGUGGACAUUAAUGUUAUCGGGUUUUUCAGAUGCUGGAUUUGGGAAUAAAGCUAUGGAAAUCUUGGAUCAGAUGAUAAAGAUAGAUGAGAUUUCACUUGAUUCAGUCGCGUUAUUGGGCAUGAUUUCGAGUUGCAGCAAGUCUGGAGCAAUGCAGCAAGGCAGACGCAUUCAUGCAUUUACAAUAAAAGUAGGUUUUGAAGAUGAUAUUUUCCUGGGUUCUGCUAUAAUAGAUAUGUAUUCAAACUGUGGGAAUCUUGACAGCGCAAAACUUUACUUUGAAGGACUGAAGGAAAGGGAUGUCGUAUGUUGGAACUCUAUGAUUGCUGGGUUAGGGAUGAAUGGUUACAGUGACGAUGCAGUUAGUCUCUUUUUCGAAAUGAAGAAGUCAGGAAUAGAACCAAAUGAGUCAACCUACAUAUCUGUAUUAUGUGCAUGUACUCAUGCUGGAAUGGUUAAUCCAGGCCUCACAAUUUUCAAUCAAUUGAUCAAAGAAUGGAAUAUAGAGCCUAAUUUGCUACAUUAUUCCUGCAUAGUUGAUCUUCUUGGACGUGCAGGGCGAUUGGACGAAGCUUACUCAAUAGUAAAUAACAUGCCCUUAAAACCAGACGCAGGGGUAUACGGAGCUUUACUUGGUGCUUGCAGUAUUCAUAGGAAUGUAGAGUUAGGAUUGAAGAUUUCGCGAAAACUUUUUGAGUUAAAUCCUAAUGAUGCUGGGUACUAUGUUUUGCUUUCAAAUAUGUAUGCGGUUUCAGGAGACUGGGAAGGUGUUAAGAAGACUAGAGUAUCGAUAAGAUCAAAGGGAUUAAAAAAAGAUCCAGGAAUAAGUUCUAUUGAGAUAGAUCGAACAAUCUUUACUUUCAUGGCAGGGGAUAAAAAUCAUCUUCAAUAUCCUGAAAUUUGUAACUUCUUGGUGAAUUUGAUAGCGAAGAUUGGAUGGGAAGGUUAUGUUCCUGACCUUAAUUCUGUUUUCCAAGACUUAACAGAUGAGGUAAAGAGAGACAUUCUGUACCACCAUAGCGAGAAAAUAGCAAUUGCAUUUGGAUUAUUGAGAACGAAACCAGGAACAACUAUUCGGAUAAUGAAGAACCUUCGGAUCUGUAAUGAUUGCCACAAUGCAAGUAAGUUCAUUUCAACUUCGUUUGAAAGAAAACUUAUAAUAAAAGAUGGUAAUCGUUUUCAUUUCUUUCAAAAUGGAGUUUGUUCUUGCAAAGAUUAUUGGUGA